This is a messenger RNA of Owenia fusiformis, 1207 nucleotides long. The record is from the annotation of a GenBank genome assembly. Lineage: Eukaryota; Metazoa; Annelida; Polychaeta; Sabellida; Oweniidae.
CAGCAUAUCAAGAUGAGAACACAGUACAAAUCAACCUCAUAACUAGUACUAAAAUUCUGUUAUUUUCAGCGAAAUGUCCUCUACAAAGUUCAUCUUGAUUGCGGUGUCCUUCAUAAUGCGAUACACCACAGUAGCCAAAGAUAUUGACGACACCAACGAGAACAACACGAAUGCACUUCAUACGAGAUCUGAUACUAAUGAAAUCAGCACAGCAAUGGGAAUCUAUAUGAACAUUAUCACAGAACAGAGUCCAACAACAACAGAUAUGAAAGAUGAUGAUGCAAGAUAUACAACACAUAAAGAUAUUGAGGACAUCAUCGAGAGCAACACUGAUGAAUUUCCUUAUGAAAACAGCACAGCAACAAGUACCAAUACAAGCAGUAACAUAGAACAUUUCAAUGUUACAACUGAUAUGAAGGAUGAUGGCAUAGAGCCUAUAAAUGACACAAUCAAAAUAACUGACAAUGACAACCAAAAUGAACAUCUGAAUGGUGAUGAAAAAGAUUCAAACAAACUAACCAAUGAAAAUAAUGUGAGUUCUCCUUAUCCUGGAGCAAAUACAAAUGCAACAGCUGGACUAAAUGAAUCAACAUCCAAUGAAAUAGAAUCUACAAAGAAAAAUGACACUGUUGCACAAGAACAUACAAUUGAUGAUUAUUUGGUCUAUGUGAUAUUUAAAUGGGUAUUUAAGAUAACAAUGCCUUUAUGCUUAAUUAUUGGUAUCCCGGGCAAUAUUCUCAACAUUAUAAUCUUGUGUCAGAAUCUAUUUAGUGAAAGCUCUGCUUCGAUAGACAGCAUCCUCCUGGCCCUUGCUUUUUCUGAUAUGAUAUGUCUGGCAAUAGGCACCCCACGAUACAUCAUCUCCUAUGUAGCAGGAUAUGACUUCACAGCUCAUUCGGAUAUUGGCUGUAAACUCUUCAAGUUUCUCAAUUUUGUGUUUUCUGAUUUUUCAUCUUGGCUUGUCAUGCUCAUAUCUCUGGAAAGGUUGGUUGCAGUUGUUUGGCCUUGUCACGUGAAGUCUUGGUGUAGUCACAAAAAGAUAAAGAUCACAAUUGCUGCUUUUCUAGUAUUUCUCAUUGGAAUUAACUUCCAUUUUUUAUUAGGCCACGGUACUGUUCAACAAGUAAGUUACACAAACACGCAGAUCUUUGGUUGUUCAGUUAAGGAACUGGAAUUCAUGUAUUAUCAUGCGGUUAUUUAUCCCUAG